ACAUCAAUUACCUAUCUCCAUUUGUUAUCGAGGUUGGCGCGAAAAUUUGAAGUCAUCAUGAUUCAUGAUUCAUCCGAAAUAUGUAUCAGAUACGAUCCAAUAAAUGAACGUGCCGACACAACGGCUCAUACACAAUAUGGCGUUUCGCAGCCGUUCGUUCUCAUCCGUCAUUCGCUCCAUGAAUCAGGACGAUACAGAAUUUACUGGACCUUGAUGCAUCUCGCCACAAACAGAGUAAGAUAGAGGAUUUGGGCGACACGAAACAAGGACGAACAUGGGUUAUCUCACCUUGUGGAAGCUUUUAAUUGAUAGCUACAGUGGGGCUGGUUGGUUGCAGCUACAGCAUCUCUUGCAUAGCAUGGUCACCGCCAAUUUGUAGUUUAACAUCGCGUUUUUAUAUGCACAUUUGCUUUCCACGGACUUCAGUACCAUCGCUUCCUCCUGAUGUGUUCAGUUCGCGAGCAAUGAGCUUCUCCACAAGAGCUUCAUGAUGCCUAGGCUCAACCUUUCACCCGCGGGCUUGCUGUUCAGGAUCUUUAGUGGGGCUUCAGAGGCUUGUGUUGAUCCUGCAAACAUUUCAUUUCCAUCUAUUUUGCCACACAUACUAUCUACCUAGGUACUGACUGCAUUGGUUUUCGACAAUUCACUAUCGCACUUAUGCAAGAUAGCAACUGUUACCCUUGAAAGCGCGUAUUUCUCACUAUAAAUCGCGCAGUGUUUUGUUAAUACUUGGUGGUUAUAAAAUUUCUCUUAUCAAAUAACUUUUCUCAAUCAUGUUUGCAUGAUUUUUCUCGAAUAUCAUCAAUCACAAUCCAGUGAGGAUGCAGGUUCAGAGCAUCGUUGCAGAAGUCAUUGGACUCUCUGUUAUCGGACUUUUUACGCUGCCAUCGAUUGUGACAAUCUUGAGAACUCCAUAUCGACGAAAGGGAACCGCAAGUUGGCUUGACGAUAAGGAUGGAAGCACAACUACUGCCAGUGAACAUAAUUUCAACGCAAAUGUUCCAAAGAUAUGCUUGUCUAUCUCACUUAUAUUGGGCAUUUUCACUUUUGUUCUGAAGACUCUCCAAUUGGGCAGCACCGAGCAUUCCCUUGUGGAAAUAGCGACUGAUAGCGUGGGAUGGGUUAGUUUUGGACCUUCAAUCUGCGCCACUGCGACGGAUGCUAACUAUUGCAGUUCCUGUUGACGAUACAAGUGUUUGCAGUGUGCUUUACGAAAGAUAAUAUCAUAAGCUACACGCAAGGCAAAUAUACUGCAGCUUCCUGUUUUGCUUUCCUUGGCAUGGCCGUUGUUGAGGAUGGAAAAAUUUUGAGAAGUUCAUGGUCAAUUUCCACUGGACUAUCUAUUGCUCCGAUGGUCACCAUAAUUGCUGUUGCGAUCGCGAGUACAUCGAUACCACGAAGACCUCAGGUCUUCUAUCAUGGAAGACUCGUGUUAAACGAAUUCAACGUUUCAUUCCUCAGCCGAUUCACCUUCUCAUCAAUAGAGUAUUUACUCCAAAGAGCGAAGCGACAAAAUGAUUUGGACAUGGAAGAACUUCCUACAAUGAACCACUCAAAAAGAUCAAAGACUCUCAGCCGUGCAUGGGUAGCUACGAGUAGCUCCGGGCGAUUGUGGGUGAGGUUAUUGAAAGUCUAUACAUGGCCCCUUUGUCUACAAAUCAUUCUAGGUUUGAUUCAUGCUUUUCUGGCUAUUGGGCCGCAAUUAGCGAUUUUUAAGAUACUCAGUGCAAUGGAGUCUGGGAAGACUGGAAGGCAGCUGGGCUUUUAUAUUUUGGCUUUUGGACUCGCUACUGUUAUAGCUUCAUGGGUUGAAGGUAUGUGCCAGUCACUCAAACCUAUAUCUAUUUCCAUUACCCUAACUUUACACAACAGCGAUGCAAGAUAUUACAAGCACGAGCUUGGUAUCUGUUCCGAUGCGAGCUCAACUAUCAGCAUUGAUAUUCGAAAAGACUAUGCGUCGCAAAGAUGCGAAAGGCAGUUCAGCGACAUUGGAAAAUAAGGAAGGUGUUCCCUCUGAUGACAUAGACCCAGACAAGACAUCUCAAAAAAUCCUCAAUUUAAUUGGGGUAGACACCGGACGAAUUUGUGAUUGUGCCAGACAAACAUUCGAGAUCGUUCAGGCCCCUGGUCGAAUUAUCAUAUCUGUAGGGUUUUUGAUCACAUUGUUGAGCUGGCAGGGGAUUUUGCUUGGCUUCUGGUGCGUUACCUGGAAUUAAGUUCAUCCUGUAUUGUCAAAGGUACUGAAGCUAAUUUAUCAGUUUUGUCUUUCUAACCUUCCCCAUUACCCGUCGCUACUCUAAAAGAUUUACUGCCUCGCAGGGAAUUCUGAUGCAGACUAGAGAUAAGAAAGCUGCAAUUAUUGGCGAAGCUCUCCAAGGCUUCCGUCAGAUCAAAUUCUCUGCGCUUGAGGAUCGAUGGGAAAGGUCUAUCAUGGCAAUGCGAGAUAUCGAGCUUACAGCAACGUGGGAUGUUCUGAUGUCCAGAAUUAUGUUGAUUGCAUGCUGGAUUUUGAACCCACUUAUGACAGCCGCAAUUGCAUUGGGAGUCCACUCGUAUAUCUACAGACAGCUGACGCCCGCACAAGCAUUCACUGCCAUUGGUGUAUUUCUGCAGUUGGAUCACUGUAUGCAAUGUCUUCCCAACAUAAUAACACAGAUGAUCGCCGCCAACGUGUCAUUACAACGUGUCGAGAGUUUCCUUGAUUCGCCGGAACUUGGAAACAUUCUUUCCAGCCCCGUUCAGCUACUUGAGACAGCAGAUUCCGAUUCACUCGUGAUAGUUUUUGAGGGUGCAAGAGUAAGCUGGCCUACCGACGAUGAGUAUGUUGAUACCGUAAGCGAGCGAUUUAUUCUUCGGGAUAUCAAUAUCUCGUUUCCAGUCAACCAAUUGACGAUUAUUUGCGGGAAAACCGGUUCUGGAAAAAGCUUGUUGCUAAAUUCCAUGCUUGGUGAAGCAGAACUUAUUUCUGGCAAAAUCACGAUGCCGGAAAGACCAUCUGAACAAUUUGACCAUCAUGCAAAUAAAGAUAACUGGAUCAUUCCGCACUCGAUUGCAUUUGUUGCACAGAUUCCCUGGAUUGAAAAUUGUACAAUUAAGGAAAAUGUUCUUUUUGGCCUACCACUAGACCUGGACCGUUACGAAAAGGUCAUAGAAGCUUGUGCCUUGACUAAAGAUCUUGAACUCCUGUCAGACGGACAUGAAACAGAAGUUGGAACUGGUGGAAUCAAUUUAAGUGGUGGUCAGCGAGUAAGUAAUACAGCAUUUAUUAAAGACUGCAUGCUCGUGCUCUUCCUUCGUAUCUUAAUUUGGUCACUGCAGUCAAAUUCUGCUCCAUAACACAAGUCUAACUGAUUGCUGAUUUAGUGGCGAUUAACUUUGGCACGAGCCUUGUAUUCACGUGCUGGAAUUGUCUUGUUAGAUGAUAUAUUCAGUGCUGUCGAUGUUCACGUUGGGCAGUUCAUUCUCAACAAUGCUCUUGCCGGAGAGCUGAGCGCUAAUCGCACCAUAAUAUUGGCAACGCACCAUUUAUCUUUAUGCAAAUCGCACGUCAAGUCUAUUGUAGAGCUUGAAAAUGGUAUUGCCAAACAAUUCUCUAGUGUUCAAGAAUUGGAGGAAUAUCUUGGGGCACCCGUCGAAAGCCUGGACGAUUCCAACGAGACUUUAAUCACCACCGAAGAUAUUUCGCAGGAAGGUACUAUCCUAGAUACACCAGACUUCAGUACUUCCACGAUGAAAAGGACCGAUCCUCUCAAAUUUGUGACGGAUGAGUUUCGCAAGCAAGGAAGUAUUGGAUCUUCAGUGUACUCAAAAUGGCUUAAAUCUUGCGGUGGAUGGACCAUUGGAAUGAUAUUCCUUCUGAUUUAUACUAUAUCCACCUCAUUCAAUCUUGGUAAGAAUUCAUUUCUGGUACCCAUUUAAGAAAACAGACACUAAAUUAAUGCCCCAGGCCGAACAUACUGGCUUCGAUUCUGGACAAGUACCGAUGGGGAGAACGAACGCAAUUUACAAGCAAGAUUUGAUCAUACGCAGAUGUUCCUAACCUCUUCCGGGUUAGAUGGCAAUAUUACCACGCUAUCAGUCGAAGCUACAAGUAAACAUAGCACAAACUUCUAUCUCGGAAUAUAUUUUGCACUGUGUAUCGCUGUCAGCGUUUUCCGUAUCUAUGGCUAUAUUUACGCAUACAAACAAUCUAUUCGAGGAUCAAAGAACCUCUUUAAGACAAUGCUCUUCAAAGUUUUAAGAGCUCCUUUACGUUGGAUAGAUACUGUCCCAUUCGGAAGAGUUAUGAAUAGAUUCACUACUGACUUCAACACGGUUGACUUCGAUAUUGUGGUGAGAAUAGUCAUUUCUUAGUCUUAUCCCGUCAUGACUAGUUUGCCCAUUUUAUGGAAUCCCUUCACUCCUAUAUUAACCCAUUUCUGACACUGUACUUUUAGGAUACACUCACGUGGGGCGUCGGUGAUGUCUUCAGGCUAUUCGGCAUAGCAGUUGCAGGGUAAGCAGUACUGCCUUCUCCAUAUAAACUCUGCUAAAAAGAUGAAAAGAAUGUUCUUGUCACCAUACGUAUUAUUGUUAACAAUUGCCGUAUCUGCAUUUUCUGUAUAUCUUGCACUUCAAGCCAUCACUGCAGCAAGAGCAAUCAGACGCUUGGAUUCUAUUAAUAGAUCACUUGUAUUUGAGCAGUUCCGCACUAUUUUGAUUGGCAUCACUACCAUACGAGCUUUUGAAAAGAGGGAUAAUUAUCUUGAAAAAGUAUACGGUAAAAUUGACGACUCAAGCUCAACACUAUGGAACACAACUCUUUGUCACAACUGGCUUGUUUGGAGAAUAGGCGGCAUGGCUUCAGCGGCAUACACAAUGGCCAUCGCAGCGAUUGUGGCAGCUACUGUAACUGAUGCAGGUCUUGCUGGAUUUGUCCUUGCCAUAUCUCUGGAGUUCUCAAGUGCUCUGUUUUGGUCACUUUUUCAUGCAGGUUUCCUCGAACUACGGAUGAAUGCUGCAGAGCGCGUAAUUGAAUAUGCGGAAAUGCCUACCGAGACUUUAGAUGGUGAGGAGCCACCCGCGAGUUGGCCAACAGGAGGAGGUUUGGAAGUGAAAGAUUUGGUGGUUGCAUACAACCAUGAUCUGGCACCCGUUUUGAAAGGUUUAACCUUCAAUAUUGAUCGUCAAACGAGGUAAAUAUUUGAAUCCAACCUCUCCAAUGCAUUCCAGUCUAAUAUGGUUUUAGGGUAGGGAUUGUUGGUCGCACGGGAUCUGGAAAAUCUACAUUAACAUUGGCACUUUUCCGUUUUCUGGAAGCGAGAGAAGGUAGCAUUGUUAUUGACGGUCAUAAUAUCUCGAGACUAAAGCUACAGUCUCUGCGCCGUAAUCUGGCUAUCAUCCCUCAAGACCCAGUUUUGUUCUCAGGUUCGAGUUUUUCCAAUUUUGCACACAAAAUUUUGCACUAACAAAGGGCUAGGAACGCUCCGAAGCAAUUUGGAUGCAGACAACGAGUAUGAUGACACGGCUCUCUUCGAUGCUCUUCGCCGAGUUCACCUCAUUGACCCAUCCGUCUCUGGCAUCGAAACCCCAUCCUCGUGCUCAUCCCAAAAUCAAAAUAUCUUCCUUUCGCUCAACAGCUCCAUCUCUGAAGGUGGAUUGAAUCUCUCCCAAGGUCAACGUCAACUACUGUGCCUCGCACGUGCCAUUAUUCGUCGACCUAAAAUUCUCAUUCUCGACGAGGCUACUUCAUCUGUGGAUGUCCAGACGGAUGCACUUAUUCAGCAAAGCAUUCGUGAGGAAUUUGCAGAUAGCACUCUCUUGGUUAUUGCGCAUAGACUCAGUACGAUAGCAGAUUUUCAGAAGAUCAUGGUGAUGCAUGAUGGGAAAGUGGCGGAGAUGGGAAGUCCGAAGGAGUUAAUCGAUAAGAAGGGUAUGUUUUGGGGGAUGGUAAAGGAGAGUGGAGAGGUGGAUAAACUAGUCAAGAUGAGCAAGGGUUAAGCGAGUGCUCUUUAUAUACUGUUUAUUCAUAUUGAGCGAGUUGCUUUUAUCUCUUGCAAAUUUCUCAGAAUUGUCUGGUUUGUCAUGAAAAGUCUUAAUGUUCACUUUUGUGUCAAAUAUUUAGGUUCCUAUUUGAUGAUUUUGAGAAGGGAAAACAGAGUCAUAUAGUAUCACAGAACUUUCACAGUGUCUUGUACAUUUGCAAACCUUCGAAUAUGCAAU
This is a messenger RNA of Sclerotinia trifoliorum, 6201 nucleotides long. The record is from the annotation of a GenBank genome assembly. NCBI's taxonomy places the organism in Eukaryota, Fungi, Ascomycota, Leotiomycetes, Helotiales, Sclerotiniaceae.